Messenger RNA from Loa loa (African eye worm), 1020 nucleotides. Its product is annotated as neuronal calcium sensor 1. The transcript is spliced from 7 exons. Lineage: Eukaryota; Metazoa; Nematoda; Chromadorea; Rhabditida; Onchocercidae. Bases 239 to 814 code for a protein of 191 amino acids. The record is from RefSeq and is a predicted model, not a curated record. Gene Ontology annotation, molecular function: calcium sensitive guanylate cyclase activator activity; calcium ion binding.
GUAAUCCUGAAAACUUUGACUCAAGCAGUCAUUCCAUGAAUAUCAUCAUUCCAUAACGUACGAAACAGAACAGAGCCAACAUUUUUUCAAUUUAUUUUUGGUCAUUCAAGGAAUUCUCACCGAAUUUCAUCACUUAUAAAGCGGCAAUUCGCAGGGUAUUAGCGGAAUUCAUUAAACUUGCAAUUUGAUUGGUUUUAUUGAAGUGUAAUGUGAAAGUUGCCUGCAAUGCUUGUCAACAAUGGGCAAACCGAAUAGUAAACUCCAAAGGGAUCAAGUGAAAACACUUGCCAAACAAACUUAUUUUACCGAGAAGGAAAUCAAGCAAUGGCACAAAGGAUUUGUUCGUGACUGUCCCAAUGGCAUGCUUACUGAAGCUGGUUUCCAGAAAAUAUAUAAGCAAUUUUUCCCACAGGGUGACCCAUCUGAUUUUGCAUCAUUCGUUUUCAAGGUUUUCGAUGAAAACAAGGACGGAGCAAUUGAAUUUCACGAGUUUAUCAAAGCUCUAUCAAUCACAUCUAGGGGUAAUUUGGACGAAAAAUUACACUGGGCUUUCAGAUUGUACGAUUUAGACAAUGAUGGCUUUAUAACACGCGAUGAAAUGUUAUCAAUCGUUGGAAGCAUUUAUAAAAUGGUCGGUUCAACGGUAAAAUUAUCGAAAGAAGAAAGCACUCCGGAAAAAAGAGUAGAUCGAAUUUUUAAAAUGAUGGACAAAAACAACGAUGCUCAGCUAACACUGGAAGAAUUCAAAGAAGGCGCAAAAGCAGAUCCAUCUAUUGUUCAUGCCUUGUCGCUUUAUGAAGGAAUAUCCAACUAAUGUUGAACUUUCAAUUUUUUCUUUUUUUUUUUGCGGAUUGAGCAGUUUGAAAUCCAAUUAUCUGAUUUUUAUUCUUUUUGAAGUUCAUAUUUCCUUGUCUUUGCAAUACUUACAUCAAUCAAAAAUGGAAGUGUUAUUGGCUAAAACAGAAUUUAGCCAACAACAGAAAUUAUUCUUUUCCAGUUGGCCAAAAGUGAUCAUUUUAU